AUGUUACAAGUUACUCCUAAACUCACAUCACAUAUACAUCCUGAAAAUAAGAAUGCAGCAUGGGAAAAUGGUUAUUAUAGAUAUAUUAUCUCUCAUUGUGCUGAAAAAUUUAAACAUGGUAAAGUUGAUGCUACUGUCAAAAACAAAACAUUUGGUAAAUUACUUGAGCAAAAUAAAUCGCCUGUACCGUCAAUACAGCCAUCGUGA
Molecule: messenger RNA, 207 nt
Organism: Trichobilharzia szidati
Lineage: Eukaryota; Metazoa; Platyhelminthes; Trematoda; Strigeidida; Schistosomatidae
Source: the annotation of a GenBank genome assembly